AUGGCUCUACUCAGAUCUAUCGACGGCGAACAACGCCCGAGUGCCAGUGCCCGCCACUACCCCCUUGACUUCGACCUCCCCUUCGAGCAUUACGAACACCGCCGCAUUGGGCCCCGCGACAUCAUCGUCAACCGUGUCAUGCAGAAGCUCAUGUUCCCCAAGAGCAAGGGUCUCGCCCAGACUUUCGAUGCCCGCCGCAAGCGACACGUACCCGACCACCCACUGAAGCGCGAGGAUGGCCUACACAACUUUGGACCCAUCAGGGCCCACGACAGAGAGCUCGCACGCGACCUCGAGCUGCUGCGAAAGAUGCUGACCACGUGCAGCGUCACCGAACGCCAUCCCGAGCCACUGUGCUUCUUCAUGCAUCUCGAAAUCCAUUCCGAGACUUCGCCCACACAACACACCGUAUAUCGGCACCGCUGGCGUGCUGGGGUUCCGGGGCGGGUUGCUGGGGGAAACACGGGGCGGAUGCCCCCGACAGUUGGGCAAGAAAUCAUCGACCUGGUGACAAGGCACUAUCUCGAGACAGACGACGCCUGCUUGAGGCUUUGGCUGCAGGCCAUGCGCCCGCCAAGCCUGUCCUCGUACAACACUUUGCCCACCAGCUCGCGGCCCGAGCAGACCCGUGCUGCUCCGGCCCAGAGGCGGAAGAGGCGUGAGAAGAGGCAGAUGGCCGAUGACGGGAAGAAGUGGUACCCGCAGGAUGCCUACCUCUUGGCAGCCACUUCGGCAAGGCUGUUCGACAACAACCUGCCUCCCUUGUACGACGGCGGCCCCUUCCUCCCCCAACUACGACUGCCUCUGGUUUCGUCAAAGUCGGCGAGGGCGGAUUACCUGGCGAGUAUCACCGAAGCAGACAAGGAUAUGACGCUCUACCGCAAUCGCUUUUGGGACUGCAUCAUGGACAUGGUUUACCCCUGGCCCGAGGCUCGGGCGCCCAGAAGAGUCCUACACAUUCCCUCACGCGCAUGGCCGUCCGGGCAGCAAUGGGUCCAGGUAUUGAAGGCGUCACCCCCGGUUGACUUCUCCAGCGGCAUGACCGGAAGGGGCCUGGGCCGGAACCCAGUCUGGUCCACAGCAGUGUCCGGCUAUGGCGUGGUCGAGAGGGGCAGGUCGAUCCACCGCUCGCGCCGACGAGCAACGAGUGAGCCGCCACCUGGCCUCUUCACCUCCGCCAGACUUCCCCUGCUGUUUAGCUGCCUGGAUGGGGUCUUGACAUUCCCCCAGAUGAAGCUCGACACCCUCUACCAGCGGAGCCGGCGUCGGAGCCUGAGCAGAACGCGGGUUGCCGAGAUGUUUGACUGGAACACUCGCCGCGGAGGUCGCCAUGACCAAGGCACACGCCGUGAGGAGCCCCAGCAUGAAGCUCAACCCAAUCCGUGGCAGGCACCCUCAGCCCAUCGAUUCCCAACGCGCUUGCACGACCUCAAUGAAUGCCUUGAGGACAGCAUCCGUCAGUGUGGCAUGAAUGUGGAGGAGGUCGAUUGGGCGGGGCUUAACAGGAUGCUUUAUGGCGUCCUGGGCGGGGAUGACGCACAUCACUCUUGUGCCCAUCCUUGCUCAAAUUGCGCGUCGACACAUUCGGUUUGCACAAAGCCAUGCGGGUUCUGCGGCGCACCGAGCCCCAACAGUCAGUGCGUUGGCAGCGCGUUGAGCCUUUCCCAAGUCCAGUCCUUGAGAGACCCGGGCCAGGGGUUCAGGCAGCAUGACAACCUCCACACAGCAAACGACUGUCCCGUGGCCAAGCAAAACCGGUGCAAGUGCGUGCCUUUUCCGCAAUAUCACGUCGCCACAAAGUGUGCUGUUCUCUGCUCGCGGGAUUGUGGCAACCCGUAUCCGCCCGGCCACUUCAAACACAAGAGCGCCAUGACGUGCAAGUCACGCUGCUGCAUGUGCGGGAUCAAGGGCCAUAGCGGCUUGCAGUGCAAGCUGAAGCGCUGUCGCUGUGGUGGGUCGCAUCUGGGGCAAGACUGUACCUGGAAGGUUGAGUGUCGGGUCAAGGGCUGCUUCAACUUUCUGUGUGGCCUCCAUUGUUCCGAAUGCGGCACAUCCAGGAAGCAACUGGAAGAGGGUAUGAGAUUCGAGGGACGUAAAUGCCCUGCCUGUCUGGGCCGGACAAACCUGGGCGCUGAUAUGCCUGUCGACGACACAGGGAGUGGCGAAGCCGAGGCGGAGAGAAUCCCCAGCAGCAAUGCAGCGAGUGAAGGCAGUCAACGACGCGGACGGAAAGACCACAGAAAGAGGAGAGGAAAACAGCCCCAGGACUCGGACACCAAGGUCAAGGGAGGGGAGAAAGAGGAACUUCCUUGGUAUGCACCACUGCAGCCGCGCACACGACCUAUCGUUUUGUCCAAGUCUGGCAAGAGGAAUACCUGGAGAGGGGCUGCUUCGAAUUAA
This is a messenger RNA of Diaporthe batatas, 2400 nucleotides long. RefSeq lists its product as uncharacterized. The record is from RefSeq and is a predicted model, not a curated record. NCBI's taxonomy places the organism in Eukaryota, Fungi, Ascomycota, Sordariomycetes, Diaporthales, Diaporthaceae. The coding region runs from base 1 to 2400 and encodes 799 amino acids. The transcript has a single exon.